Messenger RNA from Lobosporangium transversale, 3693 nucleotides. RefSeq names its product glycoside hydrolase superfamily. Gene Ontology annotation, biological process: carbohydrate metabolic process. The coding region runs from base 1 to 3693 and encodes 1230 amino acids. Lineage: Eukaryota; Fungi; Mortierellomycota; Mortierellomycetes; Mortierellales; Mortierellaceae. Gene Ontology annotation, molecular function: beta-galactosidase activity. The record is from RefSeq and is a predicted model, not a curated record. Gene Ontology annotation, cellular component: vacuole. The transcript is spliced from 3 exons.
AUGUCCCUUCCACUAUCUGCUGCACUGGCUAUCACCCUUGGUGCAGUUGCUGUUACAGCUAUGCACCAAUUCCUGGAACGUCGUGUCAAGGGCAAAUUAACUCACAUUCAUACGAACGACACUCUCUUUGACAAACAAAAGUAUGGUCAUAUCCUAAAUUAUGACAGGUACUCCCUCAUUCUACAUGGUCAGCCCACUCUUAUCCUCUCGGGUGAAUUCCACUAUUGGCGUUUACCAGACCAAUCCCGUUGGAGACCCAUUUUGGAACAAUACCGAUCCGCUGGACUUAAUUGUAUUCGAAUCUACUUUCAUUGGGGCUUUCAUUCUCCACAGCAAGGUCUUUAUGAUUUCGAAAAGGGAACCAAUCGAGACAUUGACUACCUGUUGACUCUAUGCGAAGAGCUUGGACUCUAUGUCUUGGCAGCCCCAGGGCCCUACAUCUGUGCAGAAACCCAGGCCGGAGGCUUCCCUAUUUGGUUGGCAGCCAAGCGAGAAAUCCGAUUACGACAUAUGAAAACAAAUUUCUGGAAGGAAUACGACCCAUUAUUCAUGGAAUACUGUGUAGAGUAUCUUCAACACAUUCUGCCCAUCAUAGCCAAACACCAAAUCACCAACGCUGCCGAUAUCGAUACGGACCCGAAAGCAGUCAUCAAUAAGGCCAACAGUGGAUGUGUGAUAGGAUUGCAAAUCGAAAAUGAAGCGUUUCAGCACGUCUUUGGAUAUCCAAUUGGCUUACAUGACGAUAUGAGGAUGUUGGCCAAAACUGCACGCGACUGUCGGAUCACAGUACCACUGUUUACAAACGAUGGCUUUGAACAAGGCUCCUUCAUCGUCAAGGAUGACCCAAGCCGCAAAAAGAACGACUUUGGCAUUGACUUGUACGGAUUUGAUAAAUAUGUUGUGUUUACGCCCAAUAGUGAACCUUCCUCAUGGGUGUUUGGCCGUGAUCCGUCCUUUCUUCAAGAAUGGGAUCCCGCGAUAGUUGUAUCUGAACUCGACAAGAUGGAGAAAAAAGUCCGUGGAUUCGGACACGCCAACAAUCGGUCUCCUAUCUUUAUCCCAGAGUUACAAGGCGGCUGGUUCAACCACUAUGGGAUCCAGUAUACAUACGACGCAAUCUAUCGGUUCUAUGGAGACCAAUACACACGGCUCAUGCUCGACACAGUCUUCUCGCAAGGCUCUACUAUGCUCAACUUUUACAUGUUCUACGGCGGUACCAAUUGGGGUACUCUCGGUGAUUCUGAUGUUUAUACAUCUUAUGACUAUAGUGCAUCUAUCCGUGAAUAUGGCUUAAUGUCCGGGCGCCUUCGUAAACUUCGUCAAGGGAUUUUAUUCCUCCAAUCGUUUUCAGACAUCAUGGUUCGGACGGACCCUGCCCUUACUGGGUCUUUUAUCAGCACUUUCUCAAUCCGAUCAAGUCUCGAUAAUACCAUCUGCCAACAGCGCCUCUCUCAAGCCUCGAGUCACCAAGGCCAUGUUAGGCUCAUCUUUAUGCGCAACUUUUCAAAGGAGAAGCAAGAUCGCUUUUAUCUUGAGCUUGUGCGCAGAUCCGCUCCACCUGCUCAGAGGAAGAAGAGCAAGGAAGAUGGUAUCGUUGCUCGACUGUGGUGCUGUUUAGCAUACAAGGCUUCCUAUAUCGCCUUGGCCAAUUAUACUACGGUUGUGAACCCCGAUAUCCAUUUAAUUCUUUCAGCAACCCCAAUCGUUAUCCGAGCUUUCGCCUCUAACGGAAAGAAAGAAGUCUGGAUUGCCGCAUUAGCAGCAUCCGGCCCAACUGAAAUGGCUUUCAGUUCGAGUGUAGCCAUGAGGGAAGCUGGAGGACUCUUCCCCUCUGGGCUUGGGCCCGAUGAGGGUAUCAAGCUUCAGGGACCACCGGGUGAUACAACUAUAGCGGUACUGUCAGUCCCAGAAGGCCCCAAAAGCGCUCACGUAACCCUUGCGGGCUCAAAGAAACAUGAUUCUUCCGAGUCAUUACUCCAUAUCAUCUUUUUGGACCAGACGGUUCUAUCAACAUUGUACUGUUACUAUGACAACCGACACUCGGAAACCGCCGCCUCUAAUAGAGCUGCUCCUGCUGCUGCUGCAACGGCACCACUUGGAGAUCAGCAGGCAUCUCAGCUCCAGAAUGUCAAGAAAGGCCCUACAACUCCUAUGCUUGUUACUUGGGGAUCGUACAAUACGAUUUAUAACCCCCAGCACAAGACACUGACAGUGGAAUCGACCGAUAGUCAGAAUGAACUCUAUGUGCUCUUAUUCGACCAUGAACAGCAGCAACAACAAUAUCAAUCCUCUUGGUCUUCACCUGAUGUCCUUUCGGCUUCGAGUGAGUCGGUCUCCAUCCAUGGAACGGGUCUCCCUCUUCAACUAUUCAAAUUAAGAGAGAACCAGACUGCAACUUUGACUAGAAAAUUAGCCACUGAGUACAUCCAUCAACAUUCACGUUUGGAUGUUGGGAUCUCUCUGAAAGGAUGGGAGACAAGGACCACAGAUUUCAAUCAAUACGAUUGGAAAGAUUGUCCACGUAAAAGCCCAAAAUCAGAUCUCUUUCAAAAGGUCAGCCUCGAUUUCUUAUUUACAUCAGGUCAUAUCGUCUACAAGGGCACAUUCAAGACACGCCAGAAGCGUUCAAACGAAGGGACCAGUCUUUUAUCCAGUUUCAACAAUACCAAAACCCCCGUUUCCCUCAAGAUCAACAUGCGCAACCGAGCUAUUGUGUUUGUGAACGGUGUUUGUAUUGGAUCCCAUAUGACUUAUUCGCGACAAUUAAUAUCACCCGGUGCUAAAAUGGGAUAUGAUCCCAUCGCAUUCGGCUCACACACGCUCCUGAUCACCCAGGAAGCCCUUCAGGCAGCGAAAGCACAGGUGCCAACAAGCUCAGGUGACAAUAACAAUCAUGAUCAUCAGCAUUAUCAUGAGCAAAAACACGAGAUCAUCAUUGUAAUCGAUUCAUUUGGUCAAAGUCGUCAACCAUUCGUCGUGAACGACAUUCGGAACCCACGCGGAUUACUAUCCGCAAGAGUGUAUGGAAAGGAUGUUGUCAAGGGAAGUGAAGUUUGGCAAGUUGCAGGAGUGGAUGUGACCCAAAUUGACAUGGCCUACAGUAGCACUGGUUUCCCAGAUGAGCACUCUUCCAAAGGCUGGAAGGGGGUCACGACUACAGCUGACAGUAAAAAGCAACCUUUACGAGUUAUUCCAAAUAAUGGAGUUUCAUGGUGGCGUACGCGAUUUGAGGGACCCCCAUCAUCAUCAUCACCAUCACCAUCAUCAUCAUCAACAACAGGAGACCCAUCUUACACUAUCAAUAUCCCACUCUGUUGUAGAAUUGAAGGGGAAUUUUCGGGGAUGAUCAUCCUUAAUGGUGUGCUCGUGGGGCGUUACUUUGGGUCUGAUUCUCCUCAACAUGAUUUCUAUCUAAUGGACGGGCUUGUUCACAAGGCUGAAUCGGGGAAAUUAAAUGAGCUGACUAUUGUCAUGUAUGGUGACAAAGAGACAGUUAUCGGAAAUACAAAUGAUUUCAAUCGAUCCAAUGAUAACAACAAUAUUCGAAUAACGGUUUUGCCAUGGAUCGUAGAGGAUGCACAGGGUGAACUAGGGCAAUGGAGUGGAAAUACAGCGUUUAUGUUGGAUACAGAAGAAGCACAGCAAUUGAAAGCAGGUCCCUUCUGGACAUUAAAGCAAACAAUCAAUAUUUAA